Molecule: messenger RNA, 723 nt
Organism: Naumovozyma dairenensis CBS 421
Lineage: Eukaryota; Fungi; Ascomycota; Saccharomycetes; Saccharomycetales; Saccharomycetaceae
Exons: 1
Coding region: 1-723 (240 amino acids)
Source: RefSeq, a predicted model, not a curated record
AUGACAGGCCUUCAAACUAAUGAAGCAUGUAGUACUGUCGGAACGUUUACAGAAGUAAUAAUAUCGGGCACAGAUGAUACCAAACAAUUACACGAUACGCCAGUAAAUGUGAAGGGCAGCAUAUCCCAUCAUGCACAAGCAAAACCAGGUAUUGAAAACCAGGUAUUAUCUGCGGAUGAAGCCUCUGCUACUAUAGUUCACUUAAAUAAGCAAUUAGGGAGAUUGCAGCAAUUGCUCAAUCAGAAGAAGCUAAGGAAUAUGCUUUUGGAAAAUAAUGCGAAAUCGUUGAAAUCAAACAACGAAGUUGAAAGAAAGUUACAUAAAGAACAAUUCGAUCAAAUGAAAUAUCAAUCUUACCUAGAGAAGGAGAAACUGUUACGAAACUUGAGAUUAAAAGAUAUGAAAAUACGAAAAUAUAAGAAAAGGAUCAUAAGUAAGAACAAAGAAAUUAAUCGACUAACAAAAAUUCUGAACGAUAAUUCCGUAAAAGAUAAUUUACGAAACCUGUCGCCGUCUGUUGACCGUAAGGAAUCUAUAUCGUCUAAUUCCGAAAUUUAUUCAAGUCAAUAUACAGGCAGUACACCGACGAACAAAUUGAGAACGCUUGGUGUCUUAGCCACAAGGGUACUUAAUGAGGAAUCAGAAGGAUGUUCAGAUGCACAUACUAUAUUAGAAGAAUCAGAUCCUUCACCAGUUGAUCCAAAUGCAACAGAACUAGAAUAA